Molecule: messenger RNA, 2148 nt
Organism: Onychostoma macrolepis
Lineage: Eukaryota; Metazoa; Chordata; Actinopteri; Cypriniformes; Cyprinidae
Gene: ilrun
Product: inflammation and lipid regulator with UBA-like and NBR1-like domains
Exons: 5
Coding region: 134-991 (285 amino acids)
Biological process (GO): macroautophagy
Cellular component (GO): phagophore assembly site
Molecular function (GO): ubiquitin binding
Source: RefSeq, a predicted model, not a curated record
CCCGCACCAUAGUUACGUUGCGCGUGACGUCACGCCCCGCCCGCAGCCAUGCGUACUGAGCUUGUUAUCGGGUCGCUUGUUAUGACUGGAGAAGGCCUCGGACUCAAUUAAAACUUAUCCCCGGGACAGCCGCAUGCUCAUGGAGGGCAUGGACAUAGACCUGGAUCCGGAGCUCAUGCAAAAAUUCAGCUGCAUGGGCACCACGGAUAAAGAUGUCCUCAUCUCGGAGUUCCAGAGGCUGCUGGGCUUUCAGCUCAACCCGGCGGGCUGCGCCUUCUUCCUGGACAUGACCAACUGGAACCUACAAGCAGCUAUUGGUGCGUAUUAUGACUUUGAGAGUCCAAAUAUCAACACGCCGUCAAUGUCUUUUGUGGAAGAUGUGACGAUUGGAGAGGGGGAGUCCGUUCCUCCUGACACACAGUUCACAAAGACAUGGAGGAUACAGAACACAGGUACAGAGUCGUGGCCCCCAGGUGUGUGUCUGAAGUAUGUUGGUGGGGAUCAGUUUGGUCAUGUGAACAUGGUGAUGGUGCGUUCUCUGGACCCGCAGGAGAUCUCAGACGUGAGUGUGCAGAUGCGCAGUCCGGCCGUUCCUGGCAUGUACCAGGGCCAGUGGAGAAUGUGCACUGCCACCGGACUCUUCUACGGAGAUGUGAUCUGGGUGAUCUUGAGUGUGGAAGAAGGAGGCCUGCUGGGCGUCACACAGCAGUUAUCCUCCUUCGAGACAGAGUUCAACACGCAGCCACACCGCAGUCUCGAGGGAGACUUCAACCCUUUCGCCUCACCACAGAAGAACAAGCAGGACACCAAUGAGGAUAAUCUAAAAGACCCCGGGGGCCACUGGGAGGCCCCUCUGGACUCCAUUCAGCAAGAUCAAAAUGGACUCAAUCACAGCUCUGUAAAUAUUACACCAAAUGGUCUCCAAAACAACUUAUCAGUAGUGACUUACAGCCAGGGCAUUAACGGACCCUUCCCGUUCGGACAGUCUUAAGAUACAGAAACCACCCGGUAGCUCAUCAGAGCUGCUGCUUUUGCCCUUUUCCAGGGUUCAGUGAGAGGAGGAACAGAUUUACUCUAAAGACUUGGUGACCCUUCCUCUCCCCCGACGCACCACAACAUCACAUAAAUGUGUGGACAAAUCUGUUUGGCUCCAAAUCAAUAUUGAACCAACACCUGAGUUACGCAUGUGUGAAUGCUAGAUUUAGAUGAGUGCUAGAAAUUCUAAAGAGAUAUAAUGAAAAAUACACCGUUUUUUGAUCUGUAUUGUCACAUUACAGCAGUAAAUUCAGAUGCGUGAGUGAGUGCACGAAUGCACAAGAGAAAGAGAGGCAGGACGGGUGGAUGAAUGAAUGAUGAGUGAAUCUUACGAGAAUGUGUCCGAGUCGUGUUUCACAGUAAAAUCAAUAGAAAAUGUUAUAUUUUGCAUACAGGAAAUAAAACGUGUUUUUAGGACUUUUAAGAUAUAUUUUUGCUUCGUGACAAUUAAGUACAUUAUCCCCCCCAGAUUUUCAUUACUCUAAUAAAACAUGGCAUUUUAUUUUUCAAUUAUUUUUUGUUGUUAUUCCAAUUGUUCUCACAUUUAAUUGAAUUUUUUUUUUAUAAGCCUAAUUUAAAUGCAACCAAUUAACACAUGGCAAAAAUAUUUUAAAAUUUAAAUAUAUAUUUUUGCAGUACAUCAAAUGAUUCAUUACCAUGAAAAUAAUGUCACAAUGAAGGAAAUCUUAAUGGUCAUAAAAACAGGCUUUAUUUUCUUUAAGCAAAGUACAAUUUUUCAUUUCUUCCUUUUGAUUUUGCGGUGAAAUAUGACCAGGGUUUGUUCUUGACAGGUUUUGUGGUAGGCACCUCAAUAUGUGUGCAACUGAGUGUUUCAGCCACGCACAAAAGCCAUCAACAAAGAAUUAAUGCCUGUCAAGUAGUUUUAUAAUUUUUCAUCAAUGUUCUCUGACUUUUUCUUUACAAACUGAAGAGUUUUGAGAAAAAAGGUCAAUGUGCCUACUUGGAGGUUAAAUUGUGUAAUUGCUUUCAUACGGUCCUUUGCCAGCCACUUGUAAUUGUUUAUUACAAAACUGUUCUCUGGAUCCAGUAAAAAAAAAAAAAAAGAAGAAAAAAAAGCCCAGCAACCUGUACAGCGUACAUGAGCACAUUACG